Molecule: messenger RNA, 1773 nt
Organism: Peniophora sp. CBMAI 1063
Lineage: Eukaryota; Fungi; Basidiomycota; Agaricomycetes; Russulales; Peniophoraceae
Source: the annotation of a GenBank genome assembly
AUGGCACCGCAGGAGUGGCAUACAGGGAACGAGACAGUCUCGCUUAUCGUUCCUUACGACGCGGAGAGAAAGCUGCAGAACGCGGCCAUCUCUGACAAGUACGCCAUCCCGGAUCGGACCAUUGGCGCUCUUCUCCAUCAUCUCGCUGAAGGAGAAGGUGCAUGUAGUAUAGGCAAUAACAUUACUGUAAUCUUCGACUGCUGUCAUUCUGGAUCUGGCACUCGCGAGUUCACAAGUCCGACCGUAUCAGGUUCACGCCGUACGCGAGGCUUUACGCUGGAAGGAGUCCUUCCGGCAGACCUUGAUCGUGAAAUCAUCUGCAACAUCCCCCGCGCUCGUGAUAUCAACGUAUCAGCAGGCUUCACAUACUCGGGCGCUAUGUCUCACGUACUCCUCGCUGCCUGUCGCGAGAACGAGUUUGCAUUCGAAGAUCAUGGACGCGGGUACUUUACUCAAGAGCUCCUGAACACGUUACGUGCGGCCAAGCCUGACCUGGACAUCACAUACAAGGAGCUUAUGCGACGGAUAACAAGAUCUGAAGGGCAAACGCCACAGUGCGAGGGUUACUAUGUGGAUCGCUUGCUCUUUAGUACGCGUGUCUCUGGACAACGCGGAGCGUACAAUGUGGAACCCCUCAGUCCAGGUCAAUACGUCGUGCAUGCGGGGAUCAUCAAUGGCGUCGUGGAGGGCACAAGAUUUUCCGUUUACUUGGACCGCGAUUGCAAGUCUGAUGCCCAGCCCGUGGCAGUGUUGAAGGCGGCAAAGGUUCACGCCUUGACCUCGAUCUUGGCCUUUGAUGAGGGCUCGACUCGAGUUACGCAGGAUCGACUCGACAGCGCCUCUUCCCUCUUCGCCGUUCCCGAGAACGUUUUAGGGAAGGGAGAAGCACUUCUUACAUAUAUGGAGUUCGCGCAUCGGGACCAUCGCAGCAUUCCGGAGGCUCUCAAGGACCUCACACGCGUUCCCAAGGAUAGCACCAGAGCAUUCGACGCCGUGAUGGACCACGGGACGCACGCAAGCGUCGAGGCGCAUGGAGCUGGAGGUGACGUUCCGGCGGCUGUUCACGAGCUCUUCAUCGGCUUGUUGUCAAUAUGUGGCGCACCGACGGUGGAGGCCUUUCCGAAGAAGCAGCCCAUCCUCAAUGCAACGUCCCACUUCUUCGCACAUCUCAAUCGCGUCCCACAAGACCGUGUCCUGAUAGACAAGAUUGAGAUCCAGGUCCUCGAGUUGCAGCUUGACGCACAAGCAUGGCACAACUCGCACAGUUCUCGCAACGUCUAUGACCCAAUAACCGGAGUAGCCAACGUUAUCGCAGACGACCGCACGCCGUACGGGAUACUAUUGCGGAACAACUCCACUGUCCGCCUUCACGUCUGGGCGUUCUACUUCAACAAUAGGACACUGGCUAUAUCCGAAUACUACCGCCCACCGGCAAUAGGAAACGAUGCUGAAGGAGUUCUCCCCGGAAAGUGCAACCAUACGAAGUGCGACCACCCUCGCGACCUUGUCGCACAAGGCGAGACUAGAGGCGAACUCACGAUCGGUUACGGUUCUGGUGGAGGGCGGCCGUAUUGCUUCGCCUUGCCGGAUGGUCACGACUGGGAGGAGGGCUACAUCAAGCUCUUCUUCUCCACACGACCCAUAGACCUCACGCAUAUCGAGCAGCAGACGCCGCUCCACCCCACGACAACCCGCGAUAUCAAGUUGAAGGAUGAUCCUGUGGAGCACUGGGAUACCGUCACGAUUAAGGUCGUGCAACGGCGGCGGCGGUGA